This is a messenger RNA of Scomber japonicus (chub mackerel), 1153 nucleotides long. It is a transcript of the gene spi1a, whose product is annotated as Spi-1 proto-oncogene a. The coding region runs from base 65 to 844 and encodes 259 amino acids. Gene Ontology annotation, molecular function: sequence-specific DNA binding; DNA-binding transcription factor activity, RNA polymerase II-specific. The record is from RefSeq and is a predicted model, not a curated record. Lineage: Eukaryota; Metazoa; Chordata; Actinopteri; Scombriformes; Scombridae. Gene Ontology annotation, cellular component: nucleus. Gene Ontology annotation, biological process: regulation of transcription by RNA polymerase II; cell differentiation. The transcript has 5 exons.
CAGUGAAGCAAUAAGAAUUCAUCACGCGCCUCGAGAACCUGGAUUCUCAUGCUGCCUUGUUUACAUGAUGGACGGAUAUGUCAUAUCGUCUUCUUCAGAGGAAAUGAUUUCAAAUGAACCAGAGAAUUAUCGGCCACCCACAGAGCUGUACCCCUACCUCACCAAUGUGGGGGAAAUCUAUGAAGACCAUAGAUGGGCCUUCCACUCAGAGCGUGGCCAGUCGACUGAUUUUGACUCUCCAGUAAAUCACCUCACAGAGCUUCAGGCUGUGUCUCCGCAACUGUUGACACAACCCUACCGCUUCAGCAACGAGUCGCUACCCCUCCACCUGGAUCCACCACUCGCACCUCUCUCUGUGUCACCACAAAUCCCAUAUUACACCUCCUCCCUGUGCUACCAAUACCAACCCUCUGCUUCGCCUGCACAAUACUACUCAGAGGAGGAACAAAGAGGAAUUAGCCCCCCGCUUGAGGUAUCAGAAGGGGAGGAUGACUUUGAAGAACACAGCCACCCCUCCUUCAGGAAAGACACUAAUAACAAGAAGAAAAUCCGCUUGUACCAGUUCCUCUUGGACUUGCUUAGAAACGGUGACAUGAGUGAAAGCAUCUGGUGGGUCGACCAGGACAAGGGCAUUUUCCAGUUCUCCACGAAACACAAAGAAGUUCUGGCGAAUCGCUGGGGUCUUCAGAAAGGAAACCGGAAAAAAAUGACCUAUCAAAAAAUGGCUCGAGCAUUGAGGAACUAUGGUAAAACUGGAGAGAUUAAAAAAGUAAAGAAGAAGCUAACCUACCAGUUCAGUGAGGAAGUUCUAAGGAACAUCUAUUUACGUCAGUAUCCUCACUGAGGGGAGGGGGGGGAGGCUGUCUCUUGCUACACUGAAAAUCACUAAACAUGUCAAGAUUAUGUUUUGCCUGUACAUUUGCAAUUUAAUUUAGUUUUCAUACUUAUUAUUUUACACUUAUACUAUACUAUACUAUACUUAUUAAAUACUUAUUAUUUAUUUGUAAUGCCAGUGUGCUUCCUCCGUGGCAUUUCUUACCUUCCACAUAAAUGGCUUCAUUUCGGACUUAAGUUUGUGUUUGUAUACGAAGAUGAAAGGAGAUUUAAGAUCAGUCUCACAAAUUUAAAAUGUUUAACCUUUAUGUCAUUUAUG